AUGGGGGAUAGGAGGGUUCUACUUGUUGCAUCUCCUGAGGUAGCAAUCUUUGGUUACGAUGGAGUUGUCUCAUUUGCAAGUGUUCAGGAUACCGUGGAUGCUGUUCCACUGAACAACCAAGUGCGCACCAUCAUCAGGAUUGGUCCUGGUGUGCAUCGGCAGCAAGUGCACAUUCCCAAGACCAAGAACUUCAUCACCUUGUGUGGAUCCCCAAUAAAGGACACAGUGAUCUGUUGGGACAACACGACUACUCGCAUCAAGUAUACUCAGUCAUCACAAGAUAUUGGCACAGGAACACUAAACAGUGCAACAGUUAUUGUGGAGGGGGAUGAUUUCAUUGUAGAGAAUGUUAUUUUUAAGAACUCAGCUCCCCAGGUGUCUGGGCAGCAGCAGCAGUACUUGGCUCUAUCAGUUCAUUAUUUGUGGUAUUCUAAUUUGCUUUGCAAAAUCAUUCAGGAAACUUUACAUUUGCAUGAUGGAAAGCAGUUCUUGAAAAACUGUUACAUUGAAGGUAAUUAUGACUUUAUCUUUGGAGAUUCUACUGCCCUUCUGGAGCAUUGCCAUAUCCACUGCAAAUCGGCAGGAUAUAUUACUGCUCAUGGCCGGAAAUCCUCCUCAGAAUCAACUGGAUUCGUAUUCUUCAAGUGCUCCGGUCCAGGAUCCAGCAUAUCGGAACGGGUACCUUGGUGCAAAGAAUUGUUCGGUGAUGAAGCUAUACCGUUCCUUAUACAAACUUUCAUUGAUCCAGAUAUCGAGAAUCCAUGGUUGGUCCACAGGUUGGGAACUCAAGUCCCAGUUUCAGCGUCUUCACCGUAG
Messenger RNA from Miscanthus lutarioriparius, 816 nucleotides. The record is from the annotation of a GenBank genome assembly. NCBI's taxonomy places the organism in Eukaryota, Viridiplantae, Streptophyta, Magnoliopsida, Poales, Poaceae.